Messenger RNA from Anisakis simplex (herring worm), 336 nucleotides. Lineage: Eukaryota; Metazoa; Nematoda; Chromadorea; Rhabditida; Anisakidae. The record is from the annotation of a GenBank genome assembly.
AUGAUGGCACGUCGCACAACAACAGCGUCGUCGCGGAAAGAUGAAUUGACUAAGCUGAAUGAAGUGGACGAAAACAGACGGCAAGACGAUUCCAACAACAACGAUAUUAGCAAAGAAACUGGUGAUGACGGUCACGACGAGGUUGUUAAAGACUCUCAGUGGGACGACGAAUGUGCUGUAUUCAUACUGAAGCAAACGUUGUUCAGUCGAUGUCUGUUGUUCAUUAUUCAGUUGAUAUUCAACGCAAUUGUCACUGAUUUUCCAACGGAUGCUUUCAAAGGAACUCCCGUUCCUGAAGGUUCGAUUACUUUUACAAAUAUAGAAAGUUUUCAUUAG